Molecule: messenger RNA, 815 nt
Organism: Coniophora puteana RWD-64-598 SS2
Lineage: Eukaryota; Fungi; Basidiomycota; Agaricomycetes; Boletales; Coniophoraceae
Product: phosphoglycerate mutase-like protein
Exons: 9
Coding region: 30-695 (221 amino acids)
Biological process (GO): ribose phosphate biosynthetic process
Molecular function (GO): sedoheptulose-bisphosphatase activity
Source: RefSeq, a predicted model, not a curated record
UCUACUUUGACUCUUGUCCAUCUAGCACGAUGGCCAGACCUAUGCCGCGUUUGUUUCUGAUCCGACAUGGGGAGACAGAGUGGUCGCUGAACGGGAGACACACUGGUCGAAGCGACAUCCCCCUCACUGCUCGAGGUGAACAACAGAUGAGGGACAAGGCUCCUAUCCUGGUUGGAGAAGGAAAGGCCAUUGAUCCCAAGAAUCUAUGUGUGGUUUUUGUUUCGCCCCGGAUUCGAGCACACAAGACUUUUCAUUUGUUGUUUGAGCACCUCCCCGGUUCCGACCUGCCCAGCCACAUCUUGAACGAGGAAAUGCGCGAAUGGGAUUACGGAGAGUAUGAGGGAUUGCUGGCACAUGAGAUUAGAGAGAGGCAGCCAGGAUGGAAUAUAUGGCACGAUGGGUGCCCAGGGGGCGAAAGUGUCGAUGAGAUGCGGAAUCGCGUCGACACUGUCAUAUCAAAGGUUCGCCAGUACCACAAAGAGUACGUCGAGGGAGGCAAGAACACACGCGACGUCGUGAUCGUCGCUCAUGGUCACUUCAAUCGGGUGUUCAUUGCCCGAUGGCUUAACUUCGAUCUCACAUUGGGGACUUACUUCAACGUGGAACCUGGAGGAGUAACUGUUCUGAGCUAUAAUCACAACUCCUUAGAUGAGCCUGCUCUUAACGCUUUGAACCUCCAUGCGGACCUGAGAUGAAGAUGUAUGUAGUUCGAAGUUCGAAGAGUCUAUCAGAGCUCGUCAAAUAGAAGACACAAUGGACCGGGCUGGGUAACCAUGACGAAGUACCAUAAAUGAAAUGAACCAAUUCGAGCCGGA